CUUCUUGUCCCUGUGGGCUGUGCUCAUAGAUACUUACAGAACCUGCUCUAAUGGAGCCACGUAUUCUACACUAUUAAUCAUAUUUAAACCUUUUUUUUUUUCUUUCAUCCUUCACCUUCCCUUAUCAUCAUGGAAAAAGCCUCCUCUGGAGAGAUGGAUUUGGAUGAGUGGGAGUACAUCUCUGAUGAUCGUGAUGAUCAUGGAUUCCUUGAUAUCCAACUCUCAAGGAAGAUGGGUUUUGAUCAGAAAUGUGUGAUCGACAUGAAUUACUUCAUCUGCCCAUCUCUCACUCCUUCAAGAUACAUCUUUCAUGCUCCCCCAAAUUCGACUGUUCCAAUUCCAAGAAUGGAUUCGAAUAAACUUGUUCCAAUCCCAAUUCGAUUGGAACCAGUUUCAGGGAAGAACCCAGAUCAUGAAUUUGUGAAAGACAUCACUGAGGUUCCGAUUGCUAAGAUGGCAGAUCAGAUCAUAGCUUCGAGUCCGGAAGCAACAGGAGAUCAAGACAUGAUCUCGCAAGUCUUCUUCAAGAAAAUGAAGGAGAAUGAAUUCGUCGACAUGAAAAUGGACUCUCCCAACUCCGGGAAUACAGCUAUUAAGCCUCAAGCAGAGCUGGGCUCCUUCCAGUUUGAGGAGAAAGAUGAAGGCUUUAAGGCUGAGGCCAAGGAACAUAACAAGCCUUCUUCAAGAGUAGCAACUGAGCAAGGAAUGGAGAAGGAGGACAACCCAGAUUCCAAGAUCAAUGGAGAAAGCAACUGGGAAGGAGGGUUUUGCAUCUGGAAGUGGAGACUAUCUGGGCUUGGUACUCUCUGCUCUGUAGGUUUUGCUGCUGCCACUAUUUGCAUCUUCAUCUUAGGAAGCCACCAGAGACACAAGCAUCACCUGAACCAGAACCAGAACCUUCAUUUCCAAAUCUAUGCCGAUGACAAGAGGAUUAAAGAAAUGGUUAACCAUAGCACCAGAUUGAAUCAUGCCCUUUCAGCAGUGAGAAGUGUCCCAUUAUCCAGAGCUACCAUAUCCUUUGGGGGUUACUAUGGUGGUCUUUAGAAC
Molecule: messenger RNA, 1047 nt
Organism: Telopea speciosissima
Lineage: Eukaryota; Viridiplantae; Streptophyta; Magnoliopsida; Proteales; Proteaceae
Exons: 2
Coding region: 130-1044 (304 amino acids)
Source: RefSeq, a predicted model, not a curated record